AGUAAGAAAACAAAUUACAUUUUUAAGUUAACAUUUUUGCUUUCAUCCCGAAGUUCGCUUGUAAUUACAGGGAAUGUAGUCCUUUUCUCAUUACGUUCUUUGUCUAUAAUGAACUUUUUUUAUAUCAACAAGCGCGCAAGGUUUUUAUGUGGAAGGAUUUCAUCUACAAUGAAUAAUUUCGCUUUGGCUUGAUUCAUCAGCGCAAAACUAUCUUCUUGUUCUUAAGUGUUCAUGAAGUUAAUAGCAUACGAGCUGCGUUAUAAUACAAAUAUCGGAAGUUGUAUAUACAUUUUAAAUGCUUGGGAGAAGAAGAAGCAUUUUCAGUGGAAAGAUAAAUUUGCUAAAAUAAAUAAGCGUUGACGGAGAGGAAGCAAAAGCAGCGUGCAUUUUUCAAAUAUAAAGAGCUGAAAUUCUGAAUAAUUGUUAAUUCGAAAAACACAGUUUGAUUUAUUCAUUAAAAAAAUAUUCACUUUAAUUAGUAUUACUAAAAUAUGCCUGCUGUUGUGCGAGUAAAAAGAAGAAUCGACGAAGAACCUUUGUCUGCCUUUGUUUUAAACGGUAAAAGACGAAGGCUUGCAGAUGAUAAUGCCUCAUUUGCGGAACAAUCGAACGGUAAAAUUGUCACCAGCAAAGAUGAGAUAUCAACUUUACUAAAAUUUGCCGGUACUUUGAGAGAGCAGGAUGACACGGCCACAACUGAAUUCGCCAGACUCACGAAAACCGAGGCCAAAGAAAUGGUUUUGCAAAAGAGUGUGCGUAAGCCCUCAAACUGUACUGAAAAAGCACGACAAGAAAUGCGUCGACAUUUGCAUGAACAACGAUUUCGUGUAGUGAAUUGCUUGAGAACUACUUUGGAGACCUCAGAUACUCACGAAAAUCCAGCUGCUAAGAACUUAACUAUAGUGGAUAUAGAGAAACAGCAAAAUGACAAGGCUGCCACUCUUAACAAUAACGUUGCAACAAACAACUUAAUGGCUUCAACUUCUUCAGCGGCAGGUGAAGUUGGCUCGCUACAUUUUACCAGUACCGACACCGAUACUGGUUACGUUUACGACUUGUAUUUACCAGAUAAUGAGCAACAGGCUGAUUAUGUUGAUCUUAUGGAUGACAAUUACUUAAGGUUGGUGCUUCAUGUCGAUAUGUUAAUGCUUACAAAUCGUUUUAUCUAAGAAAGAGAAUGGUAAAAUAUAAAAAAAUCAUAACUAAUGUUAAAGAGAUUGCUGCGUACUAUAAACAUAAAUAUUUUCCUUGCAUUUAAUGCAUCCCUUUGAUUAUAAUUCAUACUUCCUCGAAGCUGAUAUUUCUUGCCUAAGGAAGUGUCUUUGAAGUUUUUAUAGCUACAUGACUUUCGCGCCGUCGCGAACUCAACUCAAACACUUUUUUCUAAAAUUGUUUUUAACGUUUGUUUCGUUCAUUGUAAUCUUGUUAAUCUUAUUUGAUGUCUAUGUUAAUGAUGUUUAGUUUAGAAGCAAACAAUUUAGAAAUCUUCUUCAUCUUUCUACAAUUGUAAUGAAUGAUUGAAGCUGCACACUAAUUGAAAUAGUGACUUAAAGUUUAUUAAUUUUUAUUUAUUUUUUUUAAAUAGAGGAAAGUGAGUGAAUGUAGGAGAAGUGCAUUUUCUGCGUCAAUUUAUUGCCACAUUUUGCACAUACAAAGAAAGUGAACGGUCAUAAGACAAAGGGUCAAUUAAAAUCGAAUGGUUGGUAGAGAAUUUAUUUUUGGUAAAUCAAAAAAAAAAGGAAGGAUUAUAAUCGUAGAUAGCUGAAUAAGUUAAGAGUUUUAAAAAAGAAAAGUAGCCGUCUCCCUACAGGAGGCUCGUUUUCACUUACUGGUUUGUUUACUAGUAGGUUCUCUUAAGCUCGUGAUAGAUUUUUCAUAAUGAAAUCAAAACUUUUUCCUAAUUUUGAAAACUUUUCGAAACGCUGUGAAACUUUGUUACUGCACCGUAAAUUAAAAGAAAUAUAGCAAUGGUAUCAUCGAUCUAUAAAAGAUAAAUCGAUACCUUUACUAUAAAUGUAGUAAUCUUUAAUAAUUGAAGUCUAACUUCUUCUUUUUUUUAAAUUUUAUAUUUCUACAUAACCUGUAUACGAAUGCAAAAAAAGGCUACAAUAAUCCUUUUAUAAUGAGGUAUGGUUUCCGCCAAACAACUUGCGUAUAUAUCAAAAUAAAUAAAAAAAAAAAUUUCUCUGCCAAAUAAUUAAUUAAACGUACAUUCGUAAUGGAAGGAAUAAAGAGAGAAGAUAAAACAUUCCCACACUAUAUAAAAAAAUUAGAAAGCUCGUCAAAUAUUAGAGAUCAUUUUUUCCACAUUUCAUGUUUUCUUGAUACAUUUAGGAUAAUAAUUAUAACAUAAAUUUUACAUUGUUUUACUUUCGUUUAUCAUUUCUCUUCUACGCUUAAUUUUUCUUUUGCGCCUUUUAAAGUUUCAUUUUUUAACAAGGGGGCGCAGGAAGAUCAUAAAAUCAUGUAUCGUCUAUAGUUUAGACCAAUCAAAAUAUCGAAAUGUAUAUAAAAUUUCAAAUUUUUAAAAAUUUCCUUUUAUCUGCAAGAGUAUUAAGUUUAUUAGUUUAUGUGUUAGGAUUAGAAAAAUUACACCUUAUUCUCUUUAAGGCAGAAAAAUAUACCAACUUGGCUAAGUAUAGUGGGAAUAUGGGUUGCGUGUCACCAAAUGCUCGGGAAUAAGAAUUAAAUAUUUCAUUUACAUUUUUUCUUUACUAAUAAAUAAAUGGGGACUAAGCGAUAACUGACUUUCUCCUGCCGUUCAUCUUCAAGCAUUCGCAUUCGAUAGAAAUACUAUAUAGUUUCAAAUUUAAUUUAGUUUUUGUUCUUACGCUCUAA
Messenger RNA from Glossina fuscipes, 2838 nucleotides. RefSeq lists its product as uncharacterized. Gene Ontology annotation, biological process: developmental process. The coding region runs from base 492 to 1169 and encodes 225 amino acids. The record is from RefSeq and is a predicted model, not a curated record. The transcript is spliced from 2 exons. Lineage: Eukaryota; Metazoa; Arthropoda; Insecta; Diptera; Glossinidae.